AUGGUUCCGUUGCUUACCGCGAAGCAUCUGUUCUUUGUGCUGGUACUCUCGCUGAUUGCCCUUACCUAUUGGAUAGUGUCAGUGGAACGUGAUUCUCCCAACGAUGACUUGCAAGAGGAACUUCAUCUUGUGCUGAACCGUCCAAAAGUUCCAGGCGGAGCAUUCGACCCCAGUGGAACUCCGGGCGAUAUGGGACUGCCGGUGAUACUGCCGGAAAAACUGUCCCCCGAGGUGCAGGAACUCGUCCGAAAAGGGUGGGAUGAACAGGGACUCAAUCAGUUCGUUUCGGACAUGAUUCCGCUGCGCCGAAGACUGCCGGACGUGCGGGAUGGUUGGUGUCGGAGUGAGGAGCAGGCGAGGCGCGAGCGUCACAUCCAACCCGGCACGCUGCCACGUUCGGUAAUAGUGAUUGUGUUCUACAACGAGGCCUGGUCCGUACUGCUGCGUACCGUGCACUCCGUUCUGGACCGGACGCCAACCGAGCUUAUCGACGAGAUUGUGCUCGUGGACGACUGUUCGACGAUGAAUCACCUAAAAGACGAACUGGAUAAUUAUAUUGCCGCACUUGAGAAGGUUCGCUUGGUGCGUUCCACCGAACGGUUGGGUCUUAUUAGAGCGAGGUUGUUUGGUGCGAAAUUGACCACAGCCAACAUCAUCACCUUUCUCGAUGCUCACUGUGAGGUAAUUGAAGGUUGGCUAGAAGCACUUAUUGCCCACGUAGCAUCAGAUGAAACGAUGAUCGCCAUACCGGCCAUCGAUUGGAUCCACGAGAACACGCUCGAAUUGAACGCACAGAACUCGGUAAAGUACUUCGGUUCCUUCGAUUGGUCACUGAACUUCCAGUGGCGCGGUAGAGAUCAAAGGAUCAAGGCCGCAUCCAAGAACGGUACGUCCACCGUACAUCCGGCGGCACCGUACGACACACCAACCAUGGCCGGAGGACUUUUCACCAUACACCGUACGUUCUUCGAGCGGCUCGGCUGGUACGAUGAGGGGAUGCAAAUCUACGGUGGUGAAAACAUGGAACUCUCAUUCAAGGCAUGGAUGUGCGGUGGCAAGCUGCAGAUAGUGGCGUGCUCCCGCGUAGCACACAUACAGAAGCGUGGCCAUCCUUAUUUGCGCGAGAUUGCCGGCGGGUUAUCGAUAAUCAAGCGCAACUCGGUCCGGCUGGCGGAGGUGUGGUUGGAUGAAUACGCCGACUACUACUACGAAACCUUCGGAGGGCGCACCAGGCGAGGUGACUAUGGAGAUGUAACGGCACGGAAAGAGUUACGCCAACGGCUCCAGUGUAAGCCGUUUCGGUGGUACCUCGAACACGUCUUCCCGGAACAGUUCGAUCCGAGUAAAGCGGUGGCGCGCGGUGAGAUACGCUUUGGCGGGACGACACAGUAUCCCACCUGUCUCGAUUGGCCGACGCACCUGUUUUUGGUUGGGUGUCACGGUACCGGCGGUCACCAGCUGUGGUAUCUUACCAAGCAAGGUGAGGUGACGCGCGAAGACCACUGUCUGGACUAUGAUGGUACGACGGUGGCAAUGUACCGGUGUCACGGUAUGGGAGGCAAUCAGGCGUGGAGUUGGGAUUCGGAGAGUAAGUUGCUGAAAAAACUCACCUACGACCGUUGCCUGCAGUGGAAUCGAACUUUUACGCUGGAAGUUUGCGAUCCGAACGUGCCGAAUCAGCAGUGGCUGAUGCAAAACUUUCAACCAAACAAUCUGUGA
Anopheles marshallii is the source of this 1719-nucleotide messenger RNA. RefSeq names its product putative polypeptide N-acetylgalactosaminyltransferase 9. The transcript is spliced from 2 exons. The coding region runs from base 1 to 1719 and encodes 572 amino acids. Gene Ontology annotation, cellular component: Golgi apparatus. The record is from RefSeq and is a predicted model, not a curated record. Lineage: Eukaryota; Metazoa; Arthropoda; Insecta; Diptera; Culicidae.